Mesorhabditis spiculigera is the source of this 657-nucleotide messenger RNA. NCBI's taxonomy places the organism in Eukaryota, Metazoa, Nematoda, Chromadorea, Rhabditida, Rhabditidae. The record is from the annotation of a GenBank genome assembly.
AUGCUGUUCAGAAGUUUCUGCCUGGCUGCUAUCUUAUAUUCCGGGGCUAUACAGGCCCAAUCCGAGCCCGAGCUCGAGCCAGCCGUCCGCGUCGUUAGAUUCCAGGUCACCUACCCAGAGGCGCGCGUCUCCGAGCUGUCCGGCGUGCGCAAGUUCAGCUCGUUGUUGCGCAACUCGGUGCUCGCCUCGCUGCGCUUCAUCAACAAGCACUGGCUGAUCUGCGGCGGAUCCGAGCUCGACAAGAAAUCGACAGACUGUGGAAAGGCGCAGGUGACCGGCGAGUCUUUCGGAGCAUCGGGAUACAAGAUUAAUGCAACCUUUAUCGCCGAGAGGGACCCGAUCAGAAACGCGAAAGUCGAGGCUACCUCGACGGUGUUGGCUGUCGUCCAAAUUGGCCUCAAGGGCGGAAUCUUCCAGUACACCAAUGCUUUAAAGAUUCUCGGGAAACCCUCUCAAGAGCUGCCCUUCGAGGAGGCAUUCUUCUGCAACCGCGGCUCGGUGUUGGUGAAUGGAGAUAGAUGUCGUAAGCUAUUGUCGAAGAGGCUCAGGGAUUCCCCACUCCCACUCCACCCACAAACCCCACAACACUCGGCCUCCUCUGACGAUGCACUCACCGUCGAGGAGCCGGCCAUCGAUCUCCGAGGAUUGGCCAAAUUU